UUCCUAUAGGGACAGGCAUGUCACGUCAGGCUAAAUUCACCAAUCUGCGUGUAGAACAGAACAGCUCGAGCAGCGUUCCCAAACUUCCCAGGACCAGCCAGACGCUGAAUAGUGUGUCAGACAGUUCGGAUGAGUCUAGUUGGAGAGAUGGCGGUGCCGUACGGGUUGUUUUGAGGGAAGUUGCUGAAACGUUUGAUAUCUUUCGGAUCCUGGCGAAUCAUUUCAACGCAACAACACGUUCCAUUGUUUGUUACACGACAAGACAUUAGCAGAAUGUAUGCUCCAAAUGUCAGUGCAGUCAAUGGGCUGAUCUAACGUUAGCUAGCUACUAUAGUAGUAUAGCGAAUGGGUUAGCUAGCCAGCUAAAGGUUUUAGAAAGCGAUUCAACUAACGUUAGCUAAACUUGCCAGCUAAAAGCUAACUGAAAACUUAGCUUGGCAAUAGCAUAGUUACCAACAAUAAUAUAGCUAAUCCUGAUGUUGGUGUAUGUUUCUGGUGUUUAACCCAAGUUUAUUUCGAUAAUGUGACUGCAGGUACUGUUUUGGCACUUGAUAAACGUCAGCCUGAAAAUUCAGGAGCUAACGUUUGCACGUUCAGCUAUGCCCUUUUUUGCUAGCUACUAAAUUAGGUAGCUGCUAACGUUAGCACAUUUAGCUAUGCACUUUUUGCUAGCUAUUAAGUUAAGUAGAUGUAAUGGGCUUAUUUUUCACUCUGUCCGUGUUGGGACUGGGUAAACUUUCAUGUACACUUUCUGAUAAGUAGCUCGUUAGCUACAUAAAUAUGCAUUGUUUUUUCCAACUAGCGUAACUUUAUCAAAAGUUGACCCACAAAGAAACUCCCUGUGGCAACGCGGAGAGAUGAAAGUAAGCAAGCGCGUUUUACCAGGACGUUGGAAUACCAUGCUGGAACCGUCUUGCCUAUUUGUGAUAUCGGUCUGAACGAUUCACGAGCAUUCCAGUUAGAGGUCCUUUGAUCGUUUGCUUUUUCGUCAACAGUUUGCACCCUAUAUGGUACGGCUACAGCCACCGAGAAAUGGAUGUUUCCAAGGGCGGUUUCCCAAACGGUGAGGGGCAACCGAAAGACACGGGAGAGCAUGCCUGGACAGAUUCCCCCACUGCAAGAGCUUGGGCUCAUUCCGCUCCCCUGUCCCGAUCGCUGUGGACGGCAGUGUUUGACUAUGGAAGUACUGGAGAAGACGAACUUAGUCUGCGGCGGGGGGACGUUGUUGAGGUCCUCUCGAAGGAUGCUGCCAUCUCGGGAGAUGAAGGAUGGUGGACGGGUAAAAUUAACCAUAGAGUCGGGAUUUUCCCUGCAAAUUAUGUUACCUAUCAACCUGCCAUUUACAGACUUCCAGGCGGUAGCACGGUAGGGGUGAGGGAGCGUCCGAGUACUCCCAUCCAAAUAGAUUUUAGCGAACUCGUUUUAGAGGAAAUAAUCGGUGUCGGAGGAUUUGGUAAAGUUUACCGAGGGACAUGGAAAGACCAAGAGGUCGCUGUGAAGGCAGCGCGACAGGAUCCUGACGAAGACAUCACUGCAACUUCGGAUGGUGUUAAGCAAGAGGCCAAGCUCUUCUCUAUGCUACAACAUCCCAAUAUAAUAAAACUUGAAGGUGUUUGUCUUGAGGAGCCAAACCUGUGCUUGGUGAUGGAAUAUGCUCGUGGAGGGACUCUUACCCGGGCUUUGACUGGUCGGAGGAUACCCCCACACAUUCUUGUCAACUGGGCUGUUCAAAUCGCCAGGGGCAUGCACUACCUACACGAGGAGGCUGUUGUGCCUAUUAUUCACCGCGACCUGAAAUCCUGCAACAUUUUAUUACUUGAAAAAAUUGAGAACGAUGACAUUGGAAGGAAGACCUUGAAGAUCACAGACUUUGGCCUGGCCAGAGAGUGGCACAACACCACCAAGAUGAGUGCUGCUGGCACGUACUCAUGGAUGGCCCCUGAAGUCAUCAAGUCCUCUCUCUUCUCCAAAGGCAGCGAUGUCUGGAGUUAUGGUGUUCUUCUAUGGGAGCUGCUGACAGGAGAGGUGCCUUACCGUGGGAUUGAUGGGCUGGCUGUGGCCUAUGGUGUGGCUGUCAACAAGUUAACCCUCCCUAUUCCAUCCACCUGCCCAGAACCCUUCUCCAAGCUCAUGGAAGAGUGUUGGGAGCAGGACCCCCACAUCCGGCCGUCGUUUGCCUCCAUCCUGGAGCAGCUAACAGCCAUAGAGGAAGCAGUGAUGGCCACCAUGCCCCAGGACUCCUUCCACUCCAUGCAGGAGAACUGGAGGGUGGAGAUCCAGGAGAUGUUUGAUGAGCUCAGAACAAAAGAGAAGGAGCUGCGUUCACGGGAGGAGGAGCUGACGCGUGCGGCGCUGCAGCAGAAGUCCCACGAGGAGCUGCUGAAGAGGAGGGAGCAGCAGCUGGCGGAGCGGGAGAUCAAUGUGUUGGAGAGGGAACUCAACAUCCUCAUCUUUCAGCUCAACAAGGACAAGCCCAACGUCAAGAAGAGGAAGGGCAAGUUCAAACGCAGCCGCCUCAAACUCAAGGACGGCAACCGCAUCAGCCUGCCCUCAGAUUUCCAGCACAAGAUCACGGUGCAGGCGUCACCCUCCAUGGACAGUAGGAGUCUGAACACCAGCCCCCCCAGCAGCCCCACACUCAUACCCCGCCUCCGGGCCAUCCAGUUGUGCGCCCGAAUUGACAGUAUCCGAAGGGACAGUAUGUAUGUGUAUCACCAAGAUGUGGAUAUCACCAGCGAGUGCCAGCCCUAUACUGGGGUUAGGAAGAAAGUGACUCUGGACGAGAGCAACAGGACAUGGGGACGAAGCACCAUCUACAAGCCGGAGGAGUUUGAUGACGUCAAGAAGGGGAUUAAGAAGAAGGGGCGAACGUGGGGACCGAGCUCCGUUCAGACCAAGGAGCGGGGAAACUGUGCUGAAAGAGUGAGGCCACUGUCUGAUGGAAACAACCCCUGGUCCACCAGUCUGGGGAAGUCCCAGAAGUCCGUUCCGUUGGCUGCGUUGUUUGCAGAGCAGCAAGCCUGUCUCUGUCCUCGUCCUUCAUGUUCAGGGACCAGUAAAGAAGAGAUGUGCUCGCCAGAUGGAUCGGACAACACCAAACCAAAGCAACUGAAGUUCCCCAAUCAGGUGUACAUCGAUCUACCUCUGUGGAAAGAUGAGAAGCAGCAGGGGGGCGAGGGGACGGCAGGAAGCUGCCCUGGGGAAAGCCUGGAGGACUCCAGUACCACCUCAGCCAGCUCCACCAGCACCACCCCCCAGCACACCCCCACCAAUAGCCUGAAGAGGACCUCCGCUCGCCGCCGGACAGACACCGUGCUCUACGGCUGUGCCUCUAUGCUGGCCUCGGUAGCAUUGGGCUUUGACCUACGUAAUGUGCUCAAUGCCCCACCGGCAGAUGACCCUGAGCCUCAGCCCAGUGUGGAGAAGAAAAAGAAAGAGGGUCUGUUCCAGCGCGCCACACGCUUCCCUGGUGGACGUUCUUCCCAUAAGGAGGAGGCAGCCUCCCAAGGCCCCAUCAACCUCAUCUCCAUGUCUUCCAUCUCAGAGUAUAACUCUACCAAGAGCCUCCUGCGGUCAGCCUCGGAGGGGCCAGAGCCCAGCCCUGUGAAGGAAGUGGCCCCUAUCAGCCUGUCGCACCCCACGCCACAGCCCAGAAGUGGCUCCCAGCCCCAGGUUCCAGAGGCGCCCGGCCGCAGGACUCCGGCCUCCACCCUCCCCCAGCCUGCUGCCCCAGAGAAGACUCACAGUCAAAGCAUGGGCUCUCACCUCCGGAGGAAGAAGUCGGCCAUCGUUCAGGACACUAACGGUACAUCUGGCUCUCUCACAACUUCAUCGGGACUGUCUUCCACCACAACCUCUCAGAAGAAGAAGUCUGACAGGGAGGACACCCCUAAGAGAGCAGCCCGUGGGGAGACUGUCACCUCCAGGUCCCGGCCUUUGUCCCUUCGGGGCAAACCCCACUCUUGGGGUCUCCUGAGGGGCCGCAACAAAAGCUACUCCCUGGGCCACUAUUCUGGAGAGAAGAGCGCCAGGAGCCUCAACAUCGUCCUCUCCUCCGCCGAGGUCAAGAUGGACUGCUCUCUGCUGGAUAUGGACACGGAGGGGCAGAAAUGUGACUGCACCGUGCCCCUCUGCCGAAUUCAGAGCGGCCCCAGUCGCCCCUCCGUCUUCGAACUAGAGAAAAAAUGAUUGUCAUAGCAGAAAUAAGCUGCCUUAUUACCAGGAUCCAGUCUCUAAGUAACGUUUAUGAGUUGGAUCAACAAGUCUUAUUUGACAUUCCAGGGCAUUCCACUGCCCUCCUGUGGUUUUUACCUGAAUGGAGGCCACUGCUGCUGAACAGUUUAUUUAUUCUGUCAUAUUUUGAUAGGUAAUUUAAUAUUGGAAAAACGUGUUUCAAUAGCAUCAGGUUGAUUGAACAACGAAGGAACACAUUUAAUUUUUUGUUGUUGCAGAAAUGUUUACAUUUUUGUGCGCACAUACUGGUUAGGACCAUGGCAUCUUAAGUUACAAAAUGAUGCUUACGUUAAAAUGUUAAUUUGCUUUUGUCUGUGGAUCUUUUAUUCUCCGUUUUGAGUUAAUGCUGGUAAUUAUUUUGUAUUGUAUUGAUUUUGUUUUUAUAUUGACAUAUACAACAGUGUUGAUUUUA
Messenger RNA from Oncorhynchus tshawytscha (Chinook salmon), 4645 nucleotides. RefSeq names its product mitogen-activated protein kinase kinase kinase 21. The record is from RefSeq and is a predicted model, not a curated record. Gene Ontology annotation, molecular function: ATP binding; JUN kinase kinase kinase activity; protein binding. The coding region runs from base 1033 to 4188 and encodes 1051 amino acids. NCBI's taxonomy places the organism in Eukaryota, Metazoa, Chordata, Actinopteri, Salmoniformes, Salmonidae. The transcript is spliced from 11 exons. Gene Ontology annotation, biological process: protein phosphorylation.